AUGGUGUCUUGAGCGGAUGCGCUGUGUUUUGCAGGUGAUCAGCAACGCUCUGGGGGUUUGGGGUUUGGAGAUCGUUCUGUUCAACAGCAGAGAGUACCAGCAGUUACUGAUCGAUCCCAUACAUGAGAAGGCCUUUAUAUGUAACUAUAAAGAGCACUGGUUUACGGUGCGUAAGCUAGGACAGCAGUGGUUUAAUCUGAACUCGCUGCUGACUGGACCGGAGCUCAUAUCAGACACAUACUUGGCUCUUUUCUUAGCGCAGCUACAGCAGGAAGGUUAUUCCAUAUUUGUGAUCCGGGGAAGCCUGCCGGAGUGUGAAGCCGAUCAGAUUUUGCGGAUCAUGCGAGUUGAGCAGCAGCAGCGGCCCAAGCUGAUCGGAGAGGAUGAGGCCCAGAGGAUGUCAGUGCAGCAGACGUCAGACCCCGGA
Sinocyclocheilus anshuiensis is the source of this 427-nucleotide messenger RNA. RefSeq names its product ataxin-3-like. Gene Ontology annotation, cellular component: nucleus. Gene Ontology annotation, molecular function: cysteine-type deubiquitinase activity. Gene Ontology annotation, biological process: protein deubiquitination. The record is from RefSeq and is a predicted model, not a curated record. The annotation marks the transcript as partial. The transcript has 5 exons. Lineage: Eukaryota; Metazoa; Chordata; Actinopteri; Cypriniformes; Cyprinidae.